UCGAGUAAAUUGGAUGUAUAAAAAAACUCAGCCGAAUAAAUGAAAUCGGUCAGUUCGAUGUUAUAUCAGUAAGACGCCGACGAGAAUCGUAUGGACAUGGUUUCGAGCUUUUCUAGCCUUCCACUCCUCCUUUUUGCAAUUACCACUGUGGGCAUCAAGGACGCCAGUACUGCCAGUACCGUUGAGUCGGUCGUGAAAAGAGCGGCGACGAGCAUCGGCCACCAGCAGACGGUGCCAGUAGGUUAUGACGGGCCGUCGGAUCUUCUGAUGGAGGAGAUCCUCCUGGAGAGUUUCGUGAACUCGGCGUCGAUGGCCGGCCUCGACGCCCUACUGGAUCCGAGUACCUUGUCCAUACCGGAGUGGGACGUCGGCUUUUACCUGUACACCCGGCAAAAUCCGAGCGAACCGGCCGUACUGAGUGUCAGCGAGCCCAGUGGCCUGAACCGUUCGUACUUUGACGCAACGAUGCCGACGAAAAUCCUUAUUCACGGCUGGACGGAUUCGGGCAGCAGCUCCUGGAUGCACGACAUGCGCAGGAACUACCUCGACGCCGCCGACUACAACGUCAUCCUCGUCGAUUGGUCCUCCGGCUCUUUCAAGGAGUACUUGGUUGCUGCCAGGCUCACAAAACUGGUGGGUGACUACGUGGCCCGCUUCGUGGAGCUUGUGCUCGCGUCAGAGGGUGGCGCGAGCCUCGAGAGUAUCCACAUUCUCGGUCACAGUCUCGGGGCACACGUGGCUGGCUCCGCAGGGCGUGCGCUGUCGGGGAAACUCGGCCGUAUCACGGGACUGGACCCAGCGCGGCCGGACUUCGAGGUGCCUCUGCUGCGCGAGCCCAAAGACCGGCUGGACCCGAGCGACGCGAUUUACGUCGACGUGAUCCACACGUGCGCCGGCACCGCUGGCUUCGUCAGGCCGAUCGGGCAUGCAGAUUUUUACCCCAACGGGGGCAGCUUCCGACAGCCCGGGUGCCCUGUCCUCUCGACGCAGUACUGCAGCCACGGGAGGUCGCACCAAUUCAUGAGCGAAUCCAUAACAAACCCCGUGGGCUUCCCUGCCGUCGAGUGCUACGGCUGGAAAGAGUUCAAGGCCAACUGGUGCGACAGAAGCGACGGGCGUGCCGUGCACUACAUGGGCGAGCACGUGGACAAAGAGUCAAGGGGCGUUUUUUUCCUCGAAACCAACGCCGAACCGCCCUUUGGACGCCCCGAACUCUGAUAUCAUUCAUAUAUUCAUCCAAGUAUACAUGGGAUAUGCAGCGGAGUUUGUAUUGUAUACGUAUAAUCACCUUUAGAUACUUAGAGUAAACUUUUUUUUUUUUUUUUUUUUCAAAUGAUACAUAUAUUUGGUAUUCACAAAAUCGAUUAGCAUAUAGAUCAAGUACUUACAAGGUGUAUGUACAGCUCACGUGUUGUGGCUAAAUCUUGUAUUUUUUUUUAAGUUAUAAUCAUAGCAUUAUAAAUUUGACAAUAGAAAAUUGAAAAUAUCAUCGAG
Copidosoma floridanum is the source of this 1494-nucleotide messenger RNA. Its product is annotated as pancreatic lipase-related protein 2-like. Gene Ontology annotation, biological process: lipid catabolic process. The record is from RefSeq and is a predicted model, not a curated record. Gene Ontology annotation, molecular function: serine hydrolase activity; lipase activity. Lineage: Eukaryota; Metazoa; Arthropoda; Insecta; Hymenoptera; Encyrtidae.